This is a messenger RNA of Fundulus heteroclitus (mummichog), 3893 nucleotides long. RefSeq names its product protein SMG9-like. The transcript has 8 exons. The coding region runs from base 16 to 912 and encodes 298 amino acids. Lineage: Eukaryota; Metazoa; Chordata; Actinopteri; Cyprinodontiformes; Fundulidae. The record is from RefSeq and is a predicted model, not a curated record. Gene Ontology annotation, biological process: nuclear-transcribed mRNA catabolic process, nonsense-mediated decay.
AUAACCCUUUCGAAGAUGAGCUAUGUACUGUUUGAGAAACAAUAUGUUCUUCUUUGCAGGGGUUACGUCUUUAGAGCCCAGAGUCAACAAAUCAAGGAAAGAGGAGGCAAUCAAAGCACAGGUAUUGACUUCUUCAUCACUCAGGAGAGAGUCAUCUUUUUGGAUACGCAGCCUAUUCUCAGUCCAUUUAUACUCGACCACGUUAUCAACGAUCGAAAGUUGCCUCCAGAAUACAACCUUCCGCACACGUAUGUGGAAAUGCAGUCCCUUCAGAUCGCCGCCUUCCUGUUCACUGUGUGCCACGUAGUUAUAGUGGUUCAAGACUGGUUUACCGACAUAAACCUGUACAGGUUUCUGCAGACUGCCGAGAUGCUGAAGCCCUCCACUCCAUCCGCAAGUCACGACAGCACCGGCUCCUCAGGCAGCGAUGACGGAGCGGAGUACUAUCCUCAUAUAGUUUUUCUCCAGAAUAAGUCCAGACGAGAAGAUUUCUGUCCAAGAAAUUUUAAGAACAUGCAUAUGGUGGUGGACAAACUAAUGGCACAUUCUCAUCUUAAAUACAAAGGUACAUUGUCCAUGUUGGACUGCAGCAUCUUUCCAGGCCUGGCGCAGGAAUACCUGGACACCGAAGUCAACAUGUUUCUGCUUCCGGUUCAAGAACAUGAUGGGGAGGAUCUGAACAAAGCAGGGGCAGGAACAUACCCGCUGUUCUCUCUGCUGCCCGGUUACAGAGGUCACCCCACGUUCUCCACCAUGGUUUCGAAGCUCCGCAGCCAAAUCCUGGCCAUGCCUCGCUGUCAGCUGUCACACACCAUUCUCACUGAGAAAAACUGGUUUCACUAUGCCGCUCGUAUCUGGGAUGGUGUUAAAAAGUCUUCGGCCCUAUCUGAAUACAGCCGCCUCCUCUGCUAGCACCGGGGUUAAAUCACAGAUGUACAGAGACAUUUUUAUGUUUAUGAUUAAAGAGCCAGACUUGUGCGUUAUAAUGAUGAACUAUUACGUUUAAAUCAUACAACACAAUGUUUAAGGAGAGAACCAGUUAGAAGACGAUGCUAGAUUCUUUGGUAAAAGAAAAAUGCUUUUGUAAGUUAUUCCUGUUUGAGAAAAACACAAAAUAACAAUAAAAAAGGCCAGAAGUGAAAAAACUGAAAUGGUUUAAAACGUCUAUUGACAUGAAGGAAUAGCGUUCCUUCAUGAUACCUGCUGUCUGACUAAUGUGAACUGUGCUUUGUGCUUAGAGGGUAAAUUAUGUUCAUAUUCACUCUUCCUGAGCAUGAAUGUCAUAAUAAUGUGAGGCUUCUAAGAAAUCUUUAGAAUUAUUUUCUGCUGGGAUGUAAGGAUUGUUUAAAAUAAGAAUUUAUUGCAAACAGUUUUUAUUGAGCCUUUUCUCUAAUACAGUCACAGUUGGCUACACUGCCUCAAAUAUUUCUAUAGCUGCUCUUUGUUCUUUAAUUAAGCAGAACUAAAGGAUUGAAAAUGUCUGAACCUGAAAAGGUCACAGCUUCUUAACUUCCAGUUGUCAAUAUUGAUUGCAGCGGUUAGAUUUUUUUUUUUUAGCAUAAAAAGGAUUUUUCUGAACACUGGAAAGGUUCAAGAGACUGAGAUGGGAUACAUAUAGCUAAUUUGAGAUAUUUCCUAAAAACCGAGCUCUUAAAGAUUAUUUCACAAAAAGAUGCAUAAUUACAAUUUAUACGCAGAGGUCAUCGCUUUUCCAAGGUUUUGAAGGACUCAGUAAAAAAUGUUUUUAAAUAAAUGGCACUACAUGAACAGAGUGAUUUAGAUUGUGGUUGCAGGCAGUAGUGCACCAAGUUGUUUGCCAAACAUCCCAACAAAAACGCAAGAAGAAGAACAAUAUGUAGAAGAAUUACUUCUACUUUAAUACUUUAAGAACUUUCAUAUCUGUUACUUUUAUACUUUUACUUGAGCAAAAGGUUUGAGUUGAUAAUUCUGUCGAAGUAUUUUUAAACCCUUGUAUUUAUAGUUCUACUUGAGUAAUAGAUGUGAAUACUUUUGACACCUGUACCACUAAGACAGAUGGGUUUUUAAGUUUUACAAUUUAUGGAAAAAAAUAUGUAAAUAUCAUUGUGUUGCUUCUAAAUGGCUAAUGCCAGGUUCACACGGGAGGAUAAUUUGCCCAACAUUCCCCUUCCGACAUGCCCUGAUUAUCGGGAUGUUAUUUGGGUACACUGAAGGUAGGUUAUAUUUUUAUAUUUCCAUAGCUUUCUCUUUGAUUUAGGUCUGAUAGUUUUUCCCCAGUCUAGUUUUGUCACUUGGCAACACGUCAGUACUUUACAUCUUUGGACGUGCUGCUGAUUUUGUUGUUGUUUUACCGUCUUCCUAAACAUUUACAAGUGAAAAAUUUUUUUCAAUGCUUCUGUGUAGUUCUUACUGUUGAAUCAAAGGAAAUGUAGCAGGUUUGUCUGAUCAGGGUUCUGACUGCAACAAAAAAGUCCUUCAAGUGAAAAGAAUGCUAAUUAUUUAAUUUCAUUUCUUGCAAGGAUAUUUGUCUUCGUUUUUUAUAUAGGAAAUAAACUUUCUUUCAGUUGGUACUGUAAACAUAACAGGAAAGGAUAGCUAGACAAUGUUGACAUUUUUGCUAAGUUUCUGUCGGAUAUCUGACAUUUGUUAAUCUGCUUUAUAACAUGUCAAACUACAAAAUAUUUUUCAAUUGUUUCUUCUUAAAAUUAAUGAUUUGAAUACUUUUCGUGUAGAACCAGACACUUAUGCAAGUGUCUCCAGCUGUCCUUACUGGAAACAGAUGUAGAUUUCAUGAUGAUAGAAAAAGAGAUAAACAAUAAUGUUGCAAGGAAGAAUGGUCAAAAUGACUGAGUCUCUAGACAUACAAUGGCAAAUCCAUAGAGAAAUAUCCCCAAAAGACUUACAGCUGUAAUUGCAGGAUUAGGUAGUUCUGUAAAGUUUAAAUUUAGGCAGCCUCAAUAUAAAUGAACCAGAGUGUUUUUACUGCCAGACCUAAUGAAUAAAUUCAGGAUUUGUAUCUCGUUAAAAAGAGAUAACUUUUUCUGCAACUCAAUUUGUUGACUAGGUCUGGAUAUUCAACACUUACAUAUCAAUGAUAGGCACACUUUUCCAAUUUUUUUGUAAAAAAUAAAAUAAAAUCUGACAUGCAUACAUUUUCAUCCUCUUUGCAAUUAUGAAUGACUUUCUUUAAGAAUUUGUGCUCAAUUAAUGAAAUACUAAAUUCUUAGCAUCAUUCGUUUGCAAGACAUCUUAACAAAACAUGUUUUUUAAAAAGCUCUUAAAAGCUACUUAAUCCACAGCGUGGUGAUGUUAGAAAGGAAUUAACUAAAUGAAAAGUGUACAAAAUCAUUACGCUAUACAUAAAAUAAUAAAACAACAAAGCACAUACUUUUUGGUUUGACAUUAAUUCCAGUGUAUCAAUGUGAAAGUAGAAUUUACCUGUGUGAAAACAAUAAAGGAAGAGACAUUAAAAACUAUGAAAUACUGAUCAGGGCCUGUUUAUUAUGAAACAUAUUGAUCUGUCAUCUCAGUGAAAUUUUGAGAUCUACAUUUUCAGCCGCUUCACUGAAAGGGGGGUUGUGAAGGGAUUUAAAUUUAAAUCAUUUAAAUAACUUAUAACCGUGGCAGUAUUUGUAUUUAUUUGUGAGUAAAGAUAAAUCAAUUAAAUCAAUAAAAAAAUCUUCAUUUCUCUGUUAGCUUCAAAAAUAUGUACUGUUCACUAAAAUUAAGACACAUAUAGACAGUAAUCCUAUAGUGAAGGUGGGUUUUGCUUGAUGAGAAAAAUAAACUUUGCUUCUAUAUUUUUAGUUUACAGCAUGUGAUUUGCUUUUAUGUUUCAUGUUCCACUAAUAAAACACUCAAUAAUGUAAUAAAGCUCACGUCUCUACAAUAAACUAUCAUGUUGCAACGUUAAA